UCAAAUCCUCCCUAAACUACCUGUUACUGACAAGUGCAGGUUAAUUCUCUGUUAGUUCCCUCUGCAAGAAACGAAAUAUCAAGAGUCAUUUGGGAUUGUUUUUAACAUUUUUAUUUGGUUUCGUUUGUCUAUUCCUGAUUUCUUUCUUCGGUCAAAUAAGAUUAAACUUCACUUUUUAGGUCCUCUGAACAAAUCUUCAGGUUAUAUUGUUUUCAACAAUGGAACAGCUGGCAGCUCAGAUUCAAGAGAAGGCCGUAGAUUCGCAACAACAAUUACGAUCGAUAUUGUUGCAGGUGACGGCAAAAGAACGCUCUUUAAAAAUUAAGGAAUUGGCAAAGAAAGAAUUGAACGGUGUUGGAAAAGAUGCCGCUGUCUAUGGUGGUGUUGGAAAAAUGUUUAUUCGUACAGAUUUGGACUCGGUUCGGAAAACUAUAGAUGAGGAAAUUGCCGGUUUACAAAAAGACAUUGAUUCUUUACGAAAGAAAAAAGAGUACCACGAAACUACUACACUGAAUGCCAAUGCUCAUCUCCAAAAAAUGAAAGAAUCUGCCGUUUAACAGCAAGUUUUGAGUCUAUGUGUUUGCGCUGAAGGAUUUCCAUUUUUUUAAUUUAACUUCGCGUCGCGUUUUGUUCGCGUCAUGCAAGAACAAACUAUGUGACUGUUUCUUUACUUCUUAUACAAAUGUUCAAAAUGGAUUUAUUUAGAUCCAAAUACUUUAUGAACAGAAGGAUUAGAUUCGUUUAGAGUUUGUUAAUAUUCAUUUAUGUACAGAGUUGAAUGAGAAGUUUCUUUUUUGUAUGUAAAA
Molecule: messenger RNA, 806 nt
Organism: Schizosaccharomyces octosporus yFS286
Lineage: Eukaryota; Fungi; Ascomycota; Schizosaccharomycetes; Schizosaccharomycetales; Schizosaccharomycetaceae
Product: prefoldin subunit 1
Exons: 4
Coding region: 219-557 (112 amino acids)
Biological process (GO): protein folding
Cellular component (GO): cytoplasm; prefoldin complex
Molecular function (GO): protein folding chaperone
Source: RefSeq, a predicted model, not a curated record